Molecule: messenger RNA, 933 nt
Organism: Paramecium pentaurelia
Lineage: Eukaryota; Ciliophora; Oligohymenophorea; Peniculida; Parameciidae
Source: the annotation of a GenBank genome assembly
UAUGUCUGAAAAACAAAAUCAACAAAAUCCUAAAAAGGGAGAGCCUUGGAAGCCAAAAGAAAAAUUUGAUAAGAAAGCUAAUAAAAAGAAGUAGGAAUAGGAAUAAGAAUAAGUAGAGGGAAAAUAGGAAACUAAUAAGCCACAAUAAUAAUAAAAUCAAUAGCCAAUCAUCCCAUAAUAAACAAUUGAUUAAUAAUCGAGUUAACCAUAAUUGCCCAUAAAUGAUAAAUAAAUUGCUUUAGCAGAUGCUUCAAAAGAGCCUAAUAAACGAAAAGAUUUUCUUUCACAUCUUCCAAUAUUUUAGGAUUAUACUUCUGUAAGUAUAAAAACAGUAAAAUAAAUUGAUGUAAAGAUUUUAUUGAAUUAUAGCCUUUUACUUUGCAUCAUGCUUUUAUUGAGCUUUGUAUUUAAUAUCAAAAUGGUUAAUGUAUAGGGUCUACUCAUAGAUGUGUAGAAUUUCUUAAUGCUUUGAAAUAAUUUAUAAGGGAUUAUAAGCUAUCAAGACAAUCAAAUUAUUUUGCUAUGGCAUUUUUAGAUGAAUUAAAGGAAAUUUUUAAUUUGAUGAAAAACUUUAGAACAGUAAAUGAAGGAAUGAGCACAUCAUAUUUAUUUAUUAGAGAAUGUUUGAUGAUAUUAAGAGAUACAAGACUUGAUGAAAAUGAAUCAAAAAUUUGGUUAUGUAAUUAGAUUGAUUAAUUUAUUCAAUCAAAAAUAAUUGCAGCAUCAGAAUUGAUUGUUAAAAAUGUAUUUAUAUAAAAUUAAUAUUUUAUAAGGCUACUUAAUUAAUAUAAGAAGGAACAACAAUUUUGGUAUAUGCUAGAUCGUAUUUGAUUGAGAAUUUCAUAAUAAACUAUAUUAAGUAAGGAAAGCAAUUGACCAUUUUUGUAGUAGAUAAUCCUUAAUUUGGAGAAGGAUCAUAAUUNUGUAUUUGAA